Messenger RNA from Pseudomyrmex gracilis, 790 nucleotides. RefSeq names its product NADH dehydrogenase [ubiquinone] 1 beta subcomplex subunit 7 (gene ND-B18). The transcript is spliced from 3 exons. Lineage: Eukaryota; Metazoa; Arthropoda; Insecta; Hymenoptera; Formicidae. The record is from RefSeq and is a predicted model, not a curated record. Bases 277 to 651 code for a protein of 124 amino acids. Gene Ontology annotation, cellular component: mitochondrion.
ACGCGUAAAGAAAUGCAAAUGAGAUAUGGUAAACUUUUGAUAUAUCGAUUUAAUAACAAUUUAGAUACGUAAAGAAUUAAUUACACUUGAGACACAGUGAGUGUAAAAAAAAGUUGAUCUACAUAUAUAUAUCUACGCAUAAGUACACAUAUAUGUAUAAUAUAUUGUUACGAGAACAUUACAUAAGUUAGAUCAGUAGAUGUCGGUAGUCAGUACGGUGCGACGGAACGUAGUAGUGCUCUUUUACUCACACAUGUUGAAUAUUAAUUAAUAACAAUGGGUAACUACAUUGCCACCUACAUAACGCAUCCUGAUACCAUGCCUAAAACUGAUGGAAAACCGACGUUCGAUCCACUAGCGGGAUUUCCAAACGGUCGAAAAGUUCGUGAAAUGCCGUUAUCAGAAGAGGAUAUGAUGGCUUUCAAAGUUCCAAAAGAACAACGUGAUUAUUGUGCUCACAAGUGGCUGGAGUUACACGAAUGUAAAAGGCGUCAUGCUCCCUUGAUGUUAAAAUGCGCUCACGAAAAACACGAAUACAACGCCUGCUUCGUUGACGAUUAUGUCUUAAGAAUGAAAGAAUAUGAAAGAGAACGACGUCUUCUCGAAAGAGAGAAGAGGAUAAGGUUGAAAGCUCAAGCAGCAGCGGCGUAAAAAUCUAGAACUUUGAUGUUGAUUCAUAUCUAAUGAGAUAUAGAGUGCAUACGCGUAUGUAAUAAAAAAAAUCUCUGUUGCGUUCAGUUAUUGUAUAUACAUUUAUGUUAAUAAAGCAUGUAACAUUAGAAAUUGUCAA